This is a messenger RNA of Catharus ustulatus (Swainson's thrush), 1253 nucleotides long. RefSeq names its product C->U-editing enzyme APOBEC-1-like. The record is from RefSeq and is a predicted model, not a curated record. NCBI's taxonomy places the organism in Eukaryota, Metazoa, Chordata, Aves, Passeriformes, Turdidae. Gene Ontology annotation, molecular function: RNA binding; cytidine deaminase activity; zinc ion binding. The transcript is spliced from 4 exons. Gene Ontology annotation, cellular component: cytoplasm; nucleus. The coding region runs from base 150 to 704 and encodes 184 amino acids. Gene Ontology annotation, biological process: cytidine to uridine editing.
AAGAGGCACCAACAGUGGUCAGGCAAAGUUUUCCUGUUUCCCCGCGAGCGGAGCCGGGGGGUGUGCUUUGUGUUUGGGCGUCUGCGGAGCCCGGUCUGCAGGGACAGAGAGCAGGACAGCACCGCAGGCCCGCCCGGAAAGGAGAAGCCAUGCACCAGAGAGGGCGUAGAGGCAUGUAUAUAUCUAGGAGGGCAUUGAGACAGCAGUUUGAUCCCCGCACGUAUCCAAGAGAGGCAUACCUGCUGUGCAAGCUGCAGUGGGGUGCGAGGGGCAGGAAUUGGAUACACUGGGCCAGAAAUGAUGAAAUAAACGAUUACCAUGUGGAAAGGUACUUCCUGGAGCAAAUCUUUGAACCAAGAAACUACAGUUUCUGUGACAUGACCUGGUACCUGUCCUGGAGUCCCUGUGCGGGCUGCUGCGACAUAAUACAGGAUUUCCUGGAGGAGCAGCACAACGUGCACUUAGACAUCCACGUGGCACGGAUCUAUUACGCACACGUUCCGAGAAACCGCGCUGGCCUGAGGCAGCUUGCCCGGUACCCAGGAGUGAACAUUCAAACCAUGAAUGUUGAAGACUAUAAGUACUGCUGGGACACCUUUUUACAAAAAGAAGGCUAUUUUGAUUUCACGGCUCGAAGCUUUCAGUUGGAGAUAGAGAGGAGUCAUUCAACGCUGGAAGAGAUCAUUGCGGGUCUUCAUUUAUAGAAUCAAAGAAUAUCCCAAGUUGAAAGGGACCCAAAAGGAUCAUCAAGUCCAACUCCCUUCUCUUUGCAGGAUUACCUAAAAUUAACAACAUGACUGAAAUCAUCAUCCAUGUUAUAAACAGUUAUGGAGUAGUUGGCUUUCUCUGUAAUUUGUUUCUUUUAAUUACAAAAUUGUAAUAGUUUCUAGAUAAUUAGUAUAAGCUUUAAAUUACUUUUAAAUAUGGAAAAAUUUGUAAUUGCUUGUGGGCAGCAUAAAAGGGGAGGCAAGGCUUUCACAAGAUAUAAGUGGGCUUGUGAAAGGUGUAUUUUAAGAUACGAUUAUUGUUUCAUAAGUGAAGAAGAUCAUGAAGAAAGAGUAUAAAGCUUAAAAUGGCACCAGAAGACCAUCAGAAGACCACCCUAGACUACUGACAUCUGCAGCUAUUGAAUUGUGCAAACGCUGCAAAAAUCUGAGGCAAUAUUGUAGUCAAGGAGCCCAAAAUAAAUCUGCAAAAUCAUAUAUCAAUAUAAGAGCCUGCAGACAGAAGAAGUGGGUGUACGCUAUAACUAU